AUGGCUGAAAAGGGAAUCAUCGAACAUCCUGAACUCCUCAAGCUUGGAGAGCCUCUUCCUCCUGGGAAUCCCCAUGGAAUAAGCGUCCACCUCCCAACAUGGGAAGACACACUCGGCUGGGCAAAGCGAGACCCCCGCGUGGUGGACACCAUGAAAACAGGCUACCCGCGCUUCUUCAUCCCGCGAGUAGUCGAACGCCUAGCCGACCGUCUUCUCGAGCACUUCACCCAAAUCCACAGCCACUCAGACAGUGGUUUCGACCUCAAGAACAAACAUGCCUUGAUCGUUUCGACAGGCCACCACGCGCUCAUGUGUCGCCACUUCUUCCGCCAGAAGUUUGACCCUGCUUCUGAUCAAAAAGUCACCUUCCCCAUUCUCAUCGCCCACUGGGACGGCACCAUCUCUGCCGUUCGCGAGCAUGAACAUGAUCUACCAACAAUAAAGGCUCAACCACCACCACCACCACCACCACCCCUCGGCCAAGAAGACAUCUUCCUCGUUCCCUACCCCACCAACAUGUUUCCCUUUGCCAAAUCCUUCUGGCAACACACCGGCUUUGGCAUCUCCAGUCGACGCGCGACUUACUGGAUGGAUAGCGCCCCUUUUUUCUUCCAAUCCACUCCCCCCACCAGUACCAGUUCAGACCACCAACCUAAUCCUCCAACCCCAACCCCUUUCGACGAAAGCACCACCACCACCGCCCUCUCCCUACUCCGCACCCGCCUCGCAAAAAGCUACUCCUCCCUUCCCUCUGCUCCAGUCUCCCCCUCCGACAUCUUCCUCUACCCCACAGGCAUGUCCUCCACAGCCGCCCUCUCCACCGCCAUCAAAUCCCUCGUCUUAUCCACUUCCACUCCCUCAGAUCCCCCCCGUAUCCCAUCAGUAGCCCUCUUCGGCUUCCUCUACGUCGACACCCUCAAACUCCUCUCUGUCCUCCUCGGUUUUCAUCUGCACCUCUUCCCCUACUCAACACCGCUUUCCUCCCUUUCGGAGUCUCUGGAAUCAGGAGACCUGCAAAUCGAUUUAUUGGUGACAGAGUUCCCUGGGAACCCACUGAUGCAAUCACCUGAUGUUUCGUGUCUUUAUGAAAUGUCAAGACGACAUGGAUUCGCAUUGGUGGUGGAUGAUACCGUCGGAGGCACGGGGGCGAACGUGAAUGUUUUGGGGAGGUGUGAUGCGGUGGUGAGCAGUUUGACGAAGAUGGUGAGUGGGGGGUGUGAUGUCAUGGGAGGGUGUUUGGUUUUGAAUCCGGAGGGGGGGAGGUAUGCGAUGUUGAAGGGGAUGUUGGAGGGGGGAAAUGACCCAAUGGAGGGGAAUGGGAAUGCAAAUGGGGAAGUGGAUGAGAGGGAAGAGAAAAAGAGAGAUUCGGGGUAUGCAGAUGACUUGAACGGCGAGGCGGAAGGAGAGGAGACAAAAGAGGAGGUAAAAGGUGAAACUACCUCCAAGCAAGAAGGGGCACAAAGAAGGGAGGAGGAAAGAGCUUGGUUCCCGGCCGACAUCGCAGUCAUGGAACGAAACAGUCGAGACUUCGUCCACCGCGUCCGAAAAGCGAGCGCCAAUGCCGAAUGGCUGGUACACAACCUUCUUCGACCACAUGCCAGCGUGCAAGAAGUCUAUUACCCCAAAGGGUCAUCGACAGAAGACAUCUACGAGCAGUUUCGAGUUAAACCUACCGAUGAGAGUCCAGAAGAAGAAGGCGGGUACGGAUUCCUAGUCUCCAUCAAGUUCCUCACCCCAGCCAAGGCCAGAGCAUUUUAUGAUGCCAUGGCUGUGGCUAAAGGGCCGAGUUUGGGAACGAACUUUACGCUGUGUUGCGCGUAUACACUGUUGGCGCAUUAUCGGGAGUUGGAGUGGGCAGCUGAGUUUGGGGUGGUGGAGGAUCUGGUGAGGAUUAGUGUCGGGCUUGAGGAGAAGGAGUGGUUAGGAGAGAGGGUGAGCAGGGCACUGAAGGCGGCUGGGGAGUGUGACGAGUGA
Neurospora crassa OR74A is the source of this 1974-nucleotide messenger RNA. Its product is annotated as cystathionine gamma-synthase. Gene Ontology annotation, molecular function: pyridoxal phosphate binding; cystathionine gamma-synthase activity. The transcript has 2 exons. The coding region runs from base 1 to 1974 and encodes 657 amino acids. The record is from RefSeq and is a predicted model, not a curated record. Gene Ontology annotation, biological process: transsulfuration. Lineage: Eukaryota; Fungi; Ascomycota; Sordariomycetes; Sordariales; Sordariaceae.